This is a messenger RNA of Cinara cedri, 3943 nucleotides long. Lineage: Eukaryota; Metazoa; Arthropoda; Insecta; Hemiptera; Aphididae. The record is from the annotation of a GenBank genome assembly.
CAAUUAUCACACCAUAUUAUAAUCUGACUUUCGAGUUCUGACAACGGCGUUAGAGAAAGUCUAAAAGUUCACUUAUAUACCUGCGCAGUAACACAAAGUAAUCGCCACCUUUUUACGUUUUCCAAAUUUUCAACAUGCAAAAUUGGUUAGAGUUCCAGGCGGUAGUGAUGGCCGCUGGCAAAGGUUCCCGUAUACCUGAAAUGACAGCCACGAAACCAAAGUGUUUAUUACCAGUUGGCAAUAAGCCGAUGAUCUAUUAUCCUCUUAAGCUACUCGAAAACGCCGGAUUCAGUGGUAAUAUAUACUUAAGAGUUAAAAUAAUUGAAAUCCGUAUUUUGUAAAUAUUAAAAUUAAUAACAUUGUUAAUUAUUAGGUUUCAGCAAUAAAAACUUACAAUCAAUAAAUGUAUUAAUGCUUUUUUAGAAACAAAAAUAAUAGUUGCGGAUAAUUAUGCUAGUGAUAUACAAGAAGAAGUAGAUCGUCUUGGUUUUGAAAUGAAUUUAAGUUUUGUUCCAAUUCCAUCUGAUGAAGAUUGGGGUACAAGCGAUUCUCUUAGGCACAUUUCUGAUUUUAUUAUAGUAAGGAACUUUAUGAGAAUAUUUUUGUAAAUACCAUUUAUUUACAUUGUUUUUAAUUUAGACAGAUGUCAUUGUUCUAAGUUGUGAUUUAAUAACUGAUGUUGAUUUACAUGAAGUUUUAAAUACAUAUAGAAAAAACAAUGCAUCAUUAGUUUCUUUAUAUUUUUCUACAUCAAAAGAUGAACAAUGUGUUUUCACAGUACCUGGACCUAAAUCUAAAAACAAACUAGGUAAAGUAAUAAAUAUUUAUUUUGCUGUUAAUAUUUUAAUACUUAUAGCUAUUGGGAGUAGCAUAACUAUUAUAGGGUAAAAUAAGACAAUUUCUCGGUGCGUCAAAACUCAGGAGGCCUUGAGAUCCUUGUAUAAUUUUGAAAUGACUUCUUUAAAAAAAAUUGUAAAUUUUGAUGUAUUUGAUAGUGAUCUAAAACUCAAAAAUUAUAAAAACAAAUCAAAGUUAAUAAAUUUCUCACUUCAUUCAAAAUAUAAAACCACAAAAUCAACAAUUUUAGUAUGUGAUUAUCCAAUAUCCAUACUAGCAAUUACUUUUUAUGAACAUUUGAGGAAUUUUAAUAAAAUUAUAACAUAACUUAUGGUCAGCAUAUGCAAAUAUGUAAAGUGGUAUUUGUUUUAGUUUUUCACUAAAUUGAAUGUUCUUAUUGAAUUUUACAGAAAAAGAUAUAAUUGGAUAUGAUUCAAAAACUUCUAGAUUAUUAUUAAUGGCUUCAGCUUCAGAUUAUGAAGAAACUAUGCCAUUAAGUAGUUCAUUAUUGAAUAAAUGUUUAAAUCUAUCUCUAUGUUCAAAUUUAUUAGACUCACAUAUGUACAUCAUGAAACGUUGGAUAAUUGAUUAUUUAUCAAAAAAUAAGUAAAUUAAAUCAUUUAUAUCUACUAUUAUUUACUGAUGACUGAAAUAUUAAUCAUAAUUUUAAACUAUGUCAUUUAGAAGUAUGGCAACUUUAAAAGGAGAAUUACUUCCAUUUGUUGUAAAAGAACAAUUAUCUAAACAUGUUCAAGGCCAAGCCAAGGGAAAACCAAAUGAAAGCCUGGAUGAAAACGAUGAAAAAGUCGAUAUAUUUAAUAUACCAAAAGAAUUUAAUAUUAGUUCAUUGUAUGAUGUUGGUAAUAAAUCGUGUGCUGGUGAUCUACUUAAAUGUUAUGCUUGUAUAAUGGACUCAAAUAUUGGAGUACGGGCUAACACUUUAUUUGAUUAUUGUAGAAUUAAUAAAAUAGUAAGUAAUUAGAAUAGCAAAUGAUUUUUAAAUAAAAAAAUCUAUUUAAUAAUUUAUUUUUUUUAGAUAACAAAAUUAAACCUCAAUUUAGAAGAUGAAAAAGAUAAAAUUUCUCCCGAAGCUGAAAUCUUAUCAAAUCAAUUUGAAAAGAAUACGUGUUUUGUUGGUCCACAUACUAAAAUAAUGGAGAAAACUUCGAUUAAAAGCAGUAAUAUUGGUUCAAGGUGUAUAAUAAAUCCAAAAACUAGAAUUACUGAUUGUAUUUUAAUGAAUGGUGUUAUCAUCGAAGAGAGGUAAAUAAUAUUAACUAAAGAGACAGUUGUUAUAGACAUAAAUAAAUAUAUUUAUUAGAAACGCAUUAAUUAAAAAUCAAUGUUUUUAUUAUUAAUAAGUAACAGUAUAAUCAACAAGCUAUAAAUAUUGCCUUACGUAUUAAGAAACCCAUUAACAUGAAUAUUAAAUGACAAUGGUUCUAAAACGGAACCCUGGGUAACAUUACUAAAUACAUCAUUAGCCAUGAAUAUCUAGGUUCUACCACUUAAUUAUGACAUAAUUAAUUUUAAUAAAUUCCCUCUUAGACCAACAUAGUGUAAUUUUUUAAUUAAAAAAUCAAUUACAUUAUUCCUCAUAUUAACGUUUAUAAAAAUGAAGUUAGUAAAAAUAAAUAGAACAUCAUUUAUAGCCCCAUUAUUUACAAGAAAAGAAAUUAUGUUUAUUAUUCUGAUUUUAACAAGUUUAUCUUACAUUUUGGCUAAAUAUAAAGUUAAGUAUUGGGUCUAUAAUCUACCAGUACAGUUUUAUCGCCGAUUAUAACAAUGGAAUUACAAUAACUUUUUUGAAGACAGUUUGAAAAAUACAUACCUCAAUAAUUGUAUUAAAUAAUAUUUCCAAACAUUUGGAAAUAGAAGAAGUAAUUUUGAAUACUUAAUUAGUAACUUUAACUUUAUUAACUUUUAUUUAUGUUAUUUAAAAAGAUUCUCAACGAUUAAAUUUUUAUUUUUUAAUUAGUUAUCUUAAAGUGUUAGAGCAAUUGUUCUUAGGGAUUGAACAGUAUUUUUAAAAUUAUUAUGCACAUAAUUUGUUAUCUGUUAAAUUAUUUUCCAAAUAUAUUUAUUUAUAUUAUUAUGUAACUUUUCUUGAUUACAAUGUAAAGUAAAUUUCUUUAAUUAUUUUACUUAGUAAUUUAAUUUAUAUUAAAUUAUUAGAUAAAUUUGUAAUUUUGUAGGCAUACAUUUUUUCUUAAUGUCUAAUAAAAACAAUAAUACCUUUUGUAAUCCAUAAACUAAGUUUUUUAUUAAACAAAUUAAAUCUACAAUUUUUCUGGAAGCCUUGUUUAUAUACUUAUACUUUUUUAUUGUUAUACCUAUGUAAUAUUUUGUUUUAAAUAAUAACAAUAUAAUACAUAUUAUAUAACAUUUUAAAAGAUUUUAACAUUUUCAGGUGUGUACUUCAGAACUGUAUAGUGUGUCAUGAUGCUAUAAUAAGUGCUGGUUGCGAACUUAAAGACUGUUUAAUAAGUGGCAAUUUCAAGGUCCCCACCGGAGGUAAUUUAAUUUUAAAUAAUUUUUUCAUUUAUUCAUAAGAAAGAAAAGUAAAAUAUAGACUACGCAGUGUGCAGUAUGUGAUUGUUAAUUAACCAGACUACUAUUUUGGGCGCGUCAUAAAACCAUUAUUUUAUUAUUAUUUGAAAAAUAGAAACAUUGACAAAUCAUUGCAUUUUAAAAACUCGAGAAAUUUUUGAGACCUUAUACACUCCUACUGGUUAAAAUUGAGAUUUAAAAAAUUGUUUUAUGGCAUUUAUUAAAUAUUUGAAAAUACUUAAUACAUCAACUCGGCAUAAUUCUAAUUUUACUAGUUCUAAUUUAUAUUCAUAAUUUAAUUGAAAAAGAACACUAUUGUAAUUAUUAAUCAUUUUUUUUGUUUUAGGAAAACAUUACAAUGAAGUACUUACUGCUAUAGACAGACUGAUGGAAAUUUAAAAAUAUACAAUGUAGGUAAAUAAUUUUGAUUAUAGGUUUAUAUCAACAUUAUAUUAUUUAUUAUAUCUGAUCAUUGUAAAUACAUUUUUCUAUGAAAUAUAUUUUAUUAUUUAACGUGUAGCAAGUUUAUUUUGUCUUUUAUUAUAAAGGCUAGUGC